AUGGCUGACCAGCACUGGGUAAAUGAACAAGAGACUUUUAACCCUAGUAACGGUAAUAAUCAAGAUCAAUAUAUCAUGUCAUAUCUGAAUAUGAAUGAGAAUUUUACCGGGGAGGAAAGUGUGAAUCCAAUGUCCAUUCUUGACCAGUCCAAGCAACGGCCCCAGCAAUACACAGGUUCUAAUGAGUCCAAUAACCAGAACGAACUAGGUUUGACGGCGGAUCCUUCUGUAUUUUUCAAUCAGCCUUCUAAUAUGCAAAGUUCUAACUCUCCCAUGGUAUCGCAAGUCCAGAAUCAGUCACCGUCAUUUCAACAGUAUUCUCAAGCACCAACUCCUGGUCAACUGCAACAGCAGUUUCAGGAUAUGUCUAAUGGGGAUUCCAAACAGGUUGUUGGAGAUCCCAAACAUCAAUCUCAGAUGCAAAACCAGUUAAGAAGACAAUCGCCGUCUCUUUACCAAGCAAAUUCUAAUUCGUCCCAGCAGCAACAACUGUAUCAAAAAUUCCAACAAGAACAGGGAUUGAACUAUAGAAGAAUGCAACAACAACAACAACAACAACAGCAACAGCAAGCACAACUUCAACAACAACAGCAGCAGCUACAGCAACAGCAAAUGCAACAGGCUCAGGCGCGUGCUCAAGCACAGGCACAAGCACAGGCGCAGGCUCAAGCCCAAGCUCAAGCCCAAGCCCAAGCACGACUACAGACACAGCAGAAACAGCAAAAUUCUCCUCCACAGUUUCAGCAAAACUACCCGGCUAAUUCUCCUCAAGGUGUACAGGCUAACCAAGCUCAAAACCAGAAACAACAAGCUGCCAGGGCGUUCCAGUUGCAGAGGGCGCUGCAGAAUCAAAUUAAUGCUCUGCAAAUAGACAGCUUUAUGCGCACUCUACAAGACUUUCUAGCAAGGAAGGGUAUAAACUUGAUUCAGCCUGUAAUCGAAGGAAAAAAGGUGCCCAUAUUUUUUUUGUAUAUCCUAGUGGGAUCAAAAAUGGGCGGUUUCCACAAUGUUUCUAAGCAUAACCAAUGGGCUUUAGCUGCUUCUAAGUUCAAUCUUUCUCCGAACGCUGCCAAUGAGCUUACAGCUAUAUAUGCUCAGUACCUUUUGCCAUUUGAGGAAUUUUCUCUGACUCCAGAAGGGAAGACAGAAAUGGCUCAAAGAAAAGUUGCAUUACAGAAACAGAUUCAACAGCUUCAAAUUCAAUUUGAACGACAGAAACAAAGGUUUCAACAGCAACAACAACAACAGCAGCCACAGCAACAUCAACAUCAAAAUCAACAACCAAACCAACAACAACAACAGCACCUGCAGCAACAGUCUAAGCAACAGCUUCAGCAACAGCAGCAGCAACAACAACAACAGCAACAGCAUUUACUACGACAGCAACAGCAGAUGCAACAACAACAGCAACGACAAUUUCAAAUUCAACAGCAACAACAACAACAACCGCAGGUAAUACCUCAACGGAGUCAAUUACAACAACCGAUGUCUCCUCAGCAGAACACUUCUGCCCCAUCAUCCAUCGCAUCUCACAAUUCGGCGAAGCCAACUCCACCUACUCAUGGGAUGCAUGGGAGUAAUACACCUGUGGCGCACAACUACGUUCCGCAUCAAAGACUGUUAGAUACCGUUGCUGGCUAUCAAAUGGACAAAUUACUUCAAUUGGGGGAACAAUUGGAACAAGCAAAACCGUUAUUUUUAUUUGCCCCAGAACUAGGCUCUGUGGAUUUGCAUGCUUUGACCAUGUCCUUAUCCAGUGGGAUUUUAUCAGAAAUAAACACUGCUCUAGAUGUUUUGCUGGUCGUUUCCGCGGAUCACAGCCUAUUGCUCAAUUUGAGUGAAUGCCCUGACCUGCUUGACGCAUUAAGUGAUGUUGGUCUUGAUGUGUUGAAUGAGGUCAUUAAUGGGAAAAAAACCUCCAAAUCGCAACCCAUUUACUACGACAACACAACUCUGUAUGACUCAAAUGAUGUUAUCGAAGAGAUAUUUUCAAAGUACUCGGGAGAGAAAAGCACUGAUGUCCAGAUAGUAGUUGACUCUUUUACCUCCGAACCCAUAGAAGAGAAAAGUCCCAAUUCUCCUUCUGACUCACUUUUUGUUGAUUCUGAAGAGCAGGUUUCUACUGCUGAUUCUGAACAAUCGACGCUACGAUCAAUUCCCGAUGCAUUUUCUUUUCCUGACUAUGCAGACUUAUUAGCAAGCUGUAGAAAAGAAGCAGAUCUUAUAUUUUCCGAUAUUUAUACCCGCUCUUACAACAAUGACGACAUACUCCAUAUCGAACAGCUGGCCACAAUCACAAUGCUUUUGAGAAACGUAUCUUUUGUUACUACCAACAUGGAAACUAUAGGUCAGAAUCCAAAGUUUGUCCGUUUUCUCUUUAAACUUUUGGAAUCUGUAGCCGAACAUCCCAAGAAGUUUAGAUUUCAGAGAAAGAUUUUGGCCUUACUCAAAGAUUCGUUGAUGAUACUUUCUAGCAUCUCUCAAUUUUUACAGUUGAGAAAUCAUAAAGAUGCGCUAUUGCUCUUAAUGCUAUGUUUUUCAAUGGGUAUCAAGAUAAAAGGGAUUCUUGAUAAGGAUAAGAAAGAUCGUUCAAUGACUGAAAGAAAUAUGCCAGGCUUCCAAAGAUACCACUCUUUCUGUGUUGACAUUUUGGCCAAGGUAUUGGUUAGAAACCCAAACAACAAAAAGUUAUUGGCCGACGUUUUAUGUGAAAAUUAUGUCAGUGAACUUGAUCCGUCUGCUCCCAAUUAUUCAGAUGAGAUGCAUACUUUUAGGUUAUUGAAGUUAUAUGUUGGUGAUGAAGUGAAUGGGCACCUCUUAUCUAAGGCGUUUUCAUUUGCCUUAUUAUCGUUACCAUUAGAUUCACUCAUUAACGCUCCUGCCUUUGUUGAAGAGCUAGCUCCAACUAUCUUUGAAGGACUCCUAGUAUGCAAAAUUUUUAUGGACAUGAUCACUCCCGAUAACUUUAGCAUCAACCUUCCAUUGUUAUGGUUAACGACAAAAGAUAAUAUUGGUGCAAAUUUGCUAACUCUGGGAUUGUACUUGACGAAUAUUGCCAUCAAGACCAAUAACCCCACAUACGUAAUGAUGGCAGGCAGAUGUCUAAGUCUUACAAACGAUCUUAUUUCGAAGGCACUAUUUUUUAGUGAGCUAGGUGACGAUGAUCUCAUAAGGCUUUCUCAACUUCCAGGACUAUUUCCUGCUUUUGAGAAAACUGUAUUAACUAUUGCAAACUCUGUUAACCCGGUUAUUACAAUAGAGUCUAUCAAACUGGAGAAAACAUUUCACCAGUUGACCUCGAAGCUUCAGGAGAGAGGCCUAGGUGUCGAUUAG
Molecule: messenger RNA, 3333 nt
Organism: Komagataella phaffii GS115
Lineage: Eukaryota; Fungi; Ascomycota; Pichiomycetes; Pichiales; Pichiaceae
Exons: 2
Coding region: 1-3333 (1110 amino acids)
Molecular function (GO): DNA binding
Source: RefSeq, a predicted model, not a curated record